ACCCGGUUCUGUGGUAUCAUGCCCCGCCCAUGCGACGCUUCCUUUCUGUGGCUGUGACUGCUGCCGCUGCCGGCGAGCUCGAGCGAGGGCUCGCUGCGCUCUCCGCCGCAGCCGAAGUCUGUGCCUCCAGAGGAGAUGCUGCAGGAGUUGCCUUUGCGCGCUGCAUUGAGGACUGA
Symbiodinium sp. CCMP2456 is the source of this 176-nucleotide messenger RNA. Lineage: Eukaryota; Dinophyceae; Suessiales; Symbiodiniaceae. The record is from the annotation of a GenBank genome assembly.